AUGGAUGGAAAGACAGUGAUCGUCACUGGAUGCACCAGUGGAAUCGGGAAAGAAACUGCAAGGGAUUUGGCAAAGAGAGGCGCAAGGGUUAUCAUGGCGUGUAGGAACAUGGAGCUAGCUGAAAAAGUUAAAGACGAAAUCGUCAAAGAAACAGACAACACAAAGGUGAUAGUAAAAAAACUAGAUCUUUCCUCAUUUGCAUCAAUUCGCGCGUUCGCUGAAGACGUGAACAAGUCUGAGACUAAGUUGGACGUACUAAUACACAACGCGGGCUACGCACAAUCCUUCAGGAAGGUGAAAACGGAAGAUGGCCUGGAGAUGACAAUGGCUACCAACCAUUACGGGCCGUUCCUUCUCACACACCUUCUCAUAAACCUCCUCAAGAAGAGUUCUCCAUCCAGGGUGGUCGUAGUAUCAUCUUCCCUGUACAGAUUAGCUAGAGUGAACCUGGAAAAUCCAAACCCACUGGACACGAUGCCCGGAUACUUGUACUACGCGUCUAAGGAAGCCAACAUCCUAUUCACCAAAGAGUUGGCUCGGCGUCUCGAAGGCACUGGCGUUACAGCGAACUGCCUGCACCCAGGGUUAAUAGACACUGGCAUCUGGAAUUCGGUUCCUGCACCGUUGAGCUGGGGCUUGGCGCUGAUUAUCAAGGGCUUCUUCAAGACACCAGAACAGGGUUGCCAGACAACAAUUAAGUUGGCCGUCGAUGAGAAGCUUCUGAAAGUAAGCGGGAAAUACUUCUCCGAUUGUCAAGAGAGCUACGUAUCGGAUUCGGCAAGUGAUAUGGGCAAGGCUAGAAAGUUCUGGGAAAUUUCAGAGAAGCUGGUGCAAUUGGAGGAAGCUGAUCCGAGGCUUUGA
Messenger RNA from Leptosia nina, 861 nucleotides. The record is from the annotation of a GenBank genome assembly. NCBI's taxonomy places the organism in Eukaryota, Metazoa, Arthropoda, Insecta, Lepidoptera, Pieridae.